Molecule: messenger RNA, 1038 nt
Organism: Apis laboriosa (Himalayan honeybee)
Lineage: Eukaryota; Metazoa; Arthropoda; Insecta; Hymenoptera; Apidae
Product: protein PFC0760c-like
Exons: 3
Coding region: 1-1038 (345 amino acids)
Source: RefSeq, a predicted model, not a curated record
AUGGAAAGGUUAGACCCCUCAGAGGGUCUUAUGGAUGGAGUGGAAAUUGAUGUAGAGGUUCCUGAUACGACAGACGACGAAGAUGAAGACGACGACGAAGAUGAGGACGACGACGAAGAUGAGGACGACGACGAAGAUGAGGACAACGACGAAGAUGAGGACGAUGACGAAGAAGAGGACGAUGACGAAGAAGAGGAUGACUACGAAGAUGAGGACGAUGAUGAAGAAAAGGACGACAACGAAGAAGAGAACGACGACGAAAAUGAGGACGACGACGAAGAAGAGAACGAGGAUGAAGAAGAGGAUGACUACGAAGAUGAGGACGAUGAUGAAGAAGAGGACGACGACGAAGAAGAGGACGACGACGAAGAAGAGGAUGACUAUGAAGAUGAGGACGAUGAUGAAAAAGAGGACGAUGAUGAAAAAGAGGACGAUGAUGAAGAUGAGGACGACGACGAAGAUGAGGAUGAUGACAAAGAAGAGGACGACGAUGAAGAAGAGAACGAGGACGAAGAUGAGGACGAUGAUGAAGAAGAGGACGACGACGAAGAUGAGGACGACGACGAAGAUAAGGACGACGACGAAGAUGAGGACGACGACGAAGAAGAGGACGACGAAGAAGAGGACGACGACGAAGAAGAGAACGACAACGAAGAAGAGAACGACAACGAAGAAGAGAACGAGGAUGAAGAAGAGGACGACGAAGAAGAGGACGACGACGAAGAAGAGAACGACAACGAAGAAGAGAACGAGGAUGAAGAAGAGGACGACGACGAAGAAGAGAACGAGGAUGAAGAAGAGGACGACGACGAAGAUGAGGACGAUGAUGAAGAAGAGGACGACGACGAAGAAGAGGACGACGAUGAAGAUGAGGACGACGACGAAGAAGAGGACGAGGACACGACGUUGAGGAGGAGGAAAAGGCGCGAAGCAAACGGAAGCGGUGUAAAGUGGAGCGGUUGGUGUUCGAUAAGGCCUGUUUCGGUCGAACUAGCAACUCCAGACUCAGACCCGCGCAUUCUCAUAAGAUUACCAUAA